AUGCGCGCCGUCGCCGCUGGACUUGGCAUCCCCACGACAACCCUCCACGCGUACUACAAGCGUGGCGCCAUCGUCAAGUACUCUAGCUACGUCAAGCCCGCGCUGACGGAUGCCAACAAGGUUGCACGUCCUGAAGUGGGCUCUCGACCACGUCGUCGGCGGCUCGUCGCUGCACUUCAAGAACCUGAUGUGAUAUAA
Messenger RNA from Aphanomyces astaci, 198 nucleotides. RefSeq lists its product as hypothetical. The transcript has a single exon. Lineage: Eukaryota; Oomycota; Saprolegniomycetes; Saprolegniales; Verrucalvaceae. The record is from RefSeq and is a predicted model, not a curated record. Bases 1 to 198 code for a protein of 65 amino acids.